AUGGACCAUGGAGAUCAUUCCGAAGCGAGGUGUCAAAAUACAGACAAGCAGCUCGUUGAGAAUGUUCUUCUUGUUGAGCAACUACAACUAACGAAUUUUUGUACUCUGGUAAUAUAUAUUCUCUUUUAUCUCUUGCAGGGUUUUGCUGGAGGCAAGAAAUCGUAUUGUGAAUGCACUUUCUCGCCGAUAGCCAUGCUUAAGUCCAUCAAGAUUUUUCAUACCAAGACUAUACAUUUAGAUUAUGUGGUUGGACAUGUGGAUAGGGAUAAUGAUGAGAUUUUAGCUGCUUUAAAGAGUUGUGACGACAAUAAAGCUCCCGGCCCGGAUGGAUUCAACAUGUUCUUUUACAAGCAAUGUUGGUUUCUGUUAAAAGAUGAUAUUCAGCAGCUAUACAAGGUUUUUUUUGAAAGAGGUACAUUCCCACACGCUUUGAACACAGCUUUUGUAGUUUUGAUUCCAAAAUUUAAGGGAGCAAACAAUAUUAAAGACUUUCGUCCUAUAAGUCUCAUUAAUGGUGUCUUUAAGAUAUUGUCGAAACUGCUUGCAAAUCGACUUGCUCCUAUUUUGCCUGCACUUAUUUCAGAGAACCAGUUUGGUUUCAUUAAAGGAAGGAGCAUUCACGAUUGCCAUUCUAUAGCUACUGAGGUUGUUAAUCUUUGCUGUAACCGUAGAGAGAAGACCCUUCUUAUCAAAUUAGAUUUUCAUAAAGCAUUUGACAGUGUUUCUUGGCUGUUUAUUUUAAAAAUCCUAGAGGAAAUGCAUUUUGAUACUACAUGGAUUCAGUGGAUUAAAUCUCUUUUGGGAAGUUCUCAGUUAUCAGUCCUUAUUAAUGGAAGUCCUUCAGACAAUUUUUACAUGGAAAAGGGUGUCAGACAAGGUGAUCCUUUAUCUCCGAUGUUGUUUGUGAUUGCAGCGGAAGGAUUUAAAGCUAUCAUAGAAAAGGCAAAGCAUGAGGGAUUGCUUGAAGGAAUCCGCAUUGAUGGUUAUCAUGAAUCAAUAUCCCUUUUACAGUUUGCCGAUGACACUUUAAUGUUCCUUCCAUAUGAUCUUGAUAAGGUUCGUAAUCUUUUAAGAAUCUUACGUUGCUUUGAGAUUGUAUCCGGCUUACGUAUUAAUUUCAACAAGAGCUCCGUUAUUGGGUUAAAUCUGGUUGAAGAGGAGGUUUUGGCAGCUGCUGAUAUCUUAAAUUGCAAAGUUGAGAGUUUACCAAUCACUUAUCUCGGUCUUCCAUUGUCGAGAAAAAAUCUUGCGCUCAAUCAAUAUGCUCCUUUAGUUCAGAAUUUUCAGAAUCACUUGGCUCAAUGGAAGGGAAACCUUUUAUCUCCGGCGGGUCGUUUGGUGCUAAUUAAGUCGGUCCUCUCUAGCUUACCGGUUUAUUCAAUGUGUUGCUAUGAUAUUCCAGUUCAUGUGAUUAAAGCUUUAGAGAGUAGUAUGAGAAAUUUUCUUUGGAAAGGCUCUUCUUCCUCGAGAUGUUCUUUAUGGUACUUGGUUGUUCGGGAAAGUUCUCAUUUAUCUUCUUGGUUUGAUCUUAUUAACCCAAGAAACAAGCAUCUUUCAGUUUUAUGGCGGGGAGUGCGUAAACUUUGCUUAAACAAUGGAGAUAUUUGGGAGUUAUUUCGAGAUAAUAUUAUGUUCACUGUAGGGAAUGGACGUCAUGUUCGAUUUUGGCAUGAUAAAUGGUUGCGAAAUCAGCAAGUUACUCUAUCAAUUGGAUACCCUCGUUUGUUUAAUCUUUCUCUUCAUCCAGAUGCUAUGAUAGCAGACUUAUUCCAAGCUGCUUAUAAUGAACAGCAAUGGGAAGGGACGAAGCUUAUUGGCAGAAAAUUGGUGAAGCAUAUUCAGCAGCUGCUUUUAACAGAUGCAAACUUGAAGAGAAUCGGCGUUCAGCAGCUCUCAUCCGGUAAGCGGAUCCUCGUUUACUGCAUUCGAAUCAGACUGUUAAUACAAGUAUGCAGGAUCGUUUUCUUAUCAGAUUGUGGAACCAGAAAAUACCUCCUCGCCUGCAAUUUUUCACGUGGCUGCUGCACAAAAACAGAAUCCCUUCGAAGGGUUUCCUGCAUCAGAGAGGGUUAUUAUCGGAUGAUCAAAUUGGUUGCUUGCUCUGUUCGAUUUCUGAAAUUGAUGGCAAUCAUGUGGUUAUUCAUUGUUAUAAAGCGUGGUCUUUUUGGUGUUGUUGCUUGGUCAAUUCCGGCAAAUACAAGCAGUUUUUACUUUCAAUGGAUGGAGCUAGCUAAGUUUAAUUUCAAAGAUCUUUGGAGCACGAUUUGGUUUUUUGGAAUUUGGGAGUUUUGGAAAGCAAGGAACAAGAGAGUUUUUCAGAAUGAGGCAAGUGAUUAUGAGGAUUUAGUUCUAAUUUGCAUUGUCAAGGGGGUGAAUCAUUAUAAGUUUCACAAUCCAAAUUUUAGUUAUAGUGCAAAUGAUGUAUUUAGAAGCAUAAACUUCUUUUCUAGAAGCUAA
Molecule: messenger RNA, 2457 nt
Organism: Mercurialis annua (annual mercury)
Lineage: Eukaryota; Viridiplantae; Streptophyta; Magnoliopsida; Malpighiales; Euphorbiaceae
Exons: 5
Coding region: 1-2457 (818 amino acids)
Source: RefSeq, a predicted model, not a curated record